AUGGCCGACAACAACGAUGCUUCCACGACUAUCGUGGAUCUUCCACCAGAGCUGAUCGUACGCGUCGGGAGCUAUCUCACCACUGCAGAACUCGGCCCACUCCGUCGGUCGUGCAAGCAGAUCGAGGCCAGCCUCUUCGACAACUUCGCCAGCGAGUUCUUCACCAAGCGCCAAUUCAUGGUAGAGCACCACAGCUUGGAGGCGCUCGUCGGUAUUGCGAAUCACUCUGGACUCGCUUCUCGACUUACCGAGGUCCUCGUCGGUACACAAAUCCUCGCAGGCGAAGCCCUCUCGCCUCAGGAUGAUUUCCUCGCCGGUCGUUUGACGAGGGACAUGCUGCUGUCCUCCGGCAUGGCCCGAGAUAUGCUUGCUGAUGCUUUCUCCAAAUUACCCAAUCUUCGUAUUGUAGGUCUUCGCGACUACGAUGGGACAGGCCGGAUUCGUGACGGGCCAGAAGCGAGAUGGAGGUCGUGGGGUUGGAAUACAUCUUCCACUAUGCUGCAGAACGCCUUGCCAGAGUCUUUGUUACCUCUUUUAAUCUCUGCUCUGGACGCGGCGAGAGCACGUCCAGAAAACCUCGAAGUGAUCCUCCGCAGGUAUCCGCUCAAACCGAAAUCACUGGAGAUCGCUUAUCAUACGAUGAAGGCAGCCACACCUUCAUUCCUGUCGAGUCUGAGAGUUCUGUUCUUAACACUCCAACACUAUCUGGACGAUUCUCAUGCGUCUGCACGACCGUACGACGAAGGCAAUCCCUUUGAUGCCCCACUCAAGCGCUUCAUGCACUCGCUGUCCAGUCUGGAGCACCUGAGGCUCAACUUUCGGCAUCCUAAUAAAUGGCCUCGACACUUUCUGGAUUGGCUGGGAAGGCCUGCUUCAUCUCCAUCGGUUGCAAACCAGCUGCCGGUCCCUGCAGUCCAGCUGCCGAAUCUCACGUCUCUCGAACUCGGGAUGGCCACCGUCACCGGUCCCACACUCGUCCGAGUCCUGACGAAGUUCGAUCUGAAGUUGUUUAGUCUCUGGCGUAUAGCGAUCGAAGUUGCGGAUGGGACGAAAGACUAUUGGUCUGAAAUCUUUGCAGAGCUAUCGAACGAUUUACCGCCUUCGUCUCGUCUUCGCACCGUCAAGCUUGGUAAUCUCUCGCAGGCCCAAAAGCCGGGUCAUUGGACAAGACCUUUUGGGACAUACUUCGUCCCCGAAGGCACGCAGCCUCACUUGAAGAAAGACGCACAACGGGAGGCAUCGGCCGACUUCAAGGCUCAGUUCACGGGAAAGACCGUUCACCAGUGGUUGAAGGAGCUUUCAGAGCGCACCUGGGUGCCUGAUAUGCAUCUCAGGCCAGAUCCCGAUUCAGACAGCGACGAUGGGGGUGCCGAUAGCGAUGAUGUCGACGGAGAAAACGAGGACGACGAUGAAGACGAGGAAGAUGAGUAG
Molecule: messenger RNA, 1431 nt
Organism: Lecanosticta acicola
Lineage: Eukaryota; Fungi; Ascomycota; Dothideomycetes; Mycosphaerellales; Mycosphaerellaceae
Source: the annotation of a GenBank genome assembly